AUGAAAUUCGAAGCGGACUUGUCGGUCGUGCGAGCGGCGAGAUUAUUGUUGAGAAGAAGAAGAACAGAUGAAGAAGAAAAAGAAGAAGAAAGAGGGACGGAUGAAAGUGGAGAUAUGUUUUCUGCGUUUUGUGUCGUCGAUGAUGAUGAUGGUGAUGCGUUUGAAGAGGAGGAGGACGGCGUUGAAGAUGAUGAUGAUGGAAAGAAGAAAAAGAAGAAGAAAACGAUGUGGACCGGGAGCGAAGACGGGACGAUCGUCCGGUGGCAAAGUGCGUCGUUUACGUCGUCGUCGGUAACAAGAACAACAUUUUUCUCCUCGCACAAGGAGACUGUAGUACAAAGCGGCGACGAACUUAAGUUUCAACCGACGCACGUCAUGCGCGGGCACGACGGCGCGGAAAUCGUAUCGAUGUUUCGUAGCGCUUCCUUUCGCGUGACGUCGAUAUCGAGAGACGGCAGCGUGUGCGUUUGGAACGGGAGAACUAUGCAAUGCGAGGAGAAGAGACACGUGGAUGAUUCGCAAUCGACGACGCGAAUAUUAGAUUGCGUUUUGUUGGAGAUGAAGGGGGGGUUGGAAGUUGUCGUGGUGGCGACGUUGGACGCGGGGGUGACGGCGUACGACGCAAAGACGAUGAAAAGGAUCUCGAAGGUUUGUAUCCACAGUGGCAGUAGCGGUGAUGAUAAAAACAGUGACGACGAUGCGCUGGUGGUGAAUUUAAAACUUGGUGCGCCAGAAGGCGUGCGAUGCGACGAGAUUUUAGCGACGUUUGACGACGGCGAUGUCAAAUUGAUCAACGUGAAAGAGGAAAUUGAAAAGCAACACCAACAACUCGCUAAGAAACAACUCGAAAAAGAGAAAGUUAUCACAGCAGCGGUAGCAGCGCCAUCGUCAACAGCAAUGGCAGAGACGACUGACGAGACGGACGGUGGAGAUGCAGAUACGAACCAAAACAACGCCGCGCAGACGAGAUUUGCCGAAUACGCCGGUUUAGGCGGAGGAAAAAGAAGGCGAUUUCAGAACAUGCCGCCGUCGACGAGUACGAAUGCGUCUGAAUAUGGUGCCCUGAGAAGUGGCGACAAUGCAGUGGUUUCCUCGCAAACAUAUUUAUUCAGAGAGAGAUGGAUGAUGAUGAAGAAGAAGAAUACGACGAUGACGGCGCAAUCUAAUCCCAAGAGUGGAGAUACUAUCAACGUCAGUAGGAGUAGUAGUACUAGUAGUAGCAGCGGUAGUAAACACGACGUAGGAUUUAGUUUAAUAGCGUUUGGACUCGCAAACGGUAUCGUCGAAGUACACUCGAUGGAUGAUGAUGAUGAUGAUGAUGAUGAUGAUGAUGAUGAUGAUGAGAAAGAGGCGUGCUCUAGUUCAAGCAACCAUCGUCACAAAGGUGCGGUUCGGUGUCUCGCUCAGGUGAAAAUUCCCUUUGUGAAGAAUAGCGAUGCGAUCGCCGACGAGUUGCUUCUUUUUGCGAGUGGCGGUGAUGACGGGACAAUGAAGCUUUGGAAGGUCGAGAAGAGAAAAGGUCAGCGAAGUCUUGAACUCGUCGCGCAGUCUCGGCAUCACAUCGCACCAAUAGUUGCAAUCUUACCGCUCGAGAGUAAUAAAGGUAGAGAACAAGAAGAAAAAAUAGUUCAGUUCAUGACGAUAUCAGAAAAUGGCGACGUUGGCAUUUUAGGAGUCGCCGCCGAAGAGGCAGGAUUAGCAUAUCACACCGAAGACGACGAUGAUAGUAAGAACAACAGGGGUAUUCCGUUUCGAAUCGCGGAGUGUAAAAUAUUCUCGCGAUUCGAACCGGACGAUGAUUUGUGCCCCUCGAAACUGACGCGAGGCGUUUGCGAAAUUAUCCUCGACGAGAAGAUGCAUUUGCUUCGAAUUUUAUACGUUUCAGGAAGUGUAAAGAUUUGGGAUACGCUCGGAGAUGAAGUUUUAGAGAGAGAAUUGUACAGUUCUUCGUCGAGCGUGGAAAUGUGGAAACAAUCGAGACCGUCGGGACCACCGGAGAUGAGGUUCGCCGGCGGAGGGAAAUUUUGGAGAGUGCGUGAAAGCGCGUCUUUAUCAAAAAUAGAAUCGCCAAACUUGAACAGCUGGUUUCGCGAAGACGUCGUGCCGCUAGCUUCGUCCAACGCGCCGUUUCUUAUGAGUCUCGCGAAUCUUGGGAAAAUAGUGGCGAAUAGUUUGUCGCAGCAAUCUUCAGAUGCUGCCACGUCUGCGUUAUCGGUCGCUUUUCGAGUAACUAACGGGCGGCAAAAACGAAACGUGAUUUUUUCGAAAGUUCGCGUUGGACGUAACAACGACGCAACGACGGUGGUACUUCUCGAUGACGAUAAAUGCGACGACGAAACAAGUUACGAUGAUUUCAUGGAAGCUACGAUUGCUCGAGUGGCGGUUGAGGCUGCGUCUUCUUCUUUCUCAUCCAAGAGGAAUUCUGCGAUUGAAUCUAUAGGGAUCCAAGAACUCACCGAGAUGCAAGCGAGACGACUAUUCUUCCGAUGCGUAUCUCUUUGGUCGAACGAAACGCCGUGCAUUCGAGCAGCGUCGAGAAGCAUCGCGAAAGCGGUUCUCCACAAAUCUGGUAUCUCCGAAGCGCUACGUUUACCGGCGCCGCCCGAAGCCGACGAGGACGAGCGAGACGAAGAAGAGAGAGGCGACUUGUUCGACAGAGCUGCUGCGAAAAAUGGCAAAUCAGAGGAGGAGGAAGAGGUUGCAUCGUUUUGGCGCGCGUUCUUCAUACGGAAAGAGGACGAAGCUAUCCUUUCGUCUUCGAGUGCGAAAAUACACAAAGGCGUGUUUGGUCUCUUCGUAUGCGCGGUUGGUUUACUCUCUUCGGACGAAAGCACGAGUGAUGCUCGAAUCGCAGACGCCUGGAAAGGCGCGGCUAUUGCGCAUCUCUUGAAGUUUGUCGCUCACGCGGGCGACAACGAUUCCACGCUCGCACACUCGUUGGCCUCGUGCAUUUUACGAAGCGGUAUUUACGGUGACGACGACGAAGACGACUGCAACGAGGACAAUUACGCCAGCGUAAACGGGUUCAACAACAAAGAUUGGUUUUCGUGCGUCCGAGAUCCGAAUCGCUGUCUCGAAGAUGCUUUUAAAUCGUCUUCCUUUGAAGUCUUGACGGCUUUGGCGUCCGCCUCGCCGGCGUUUUACGUAGCGCACGUGAUGAAACGCUUCCGCGAAAUUCCAGCCGAUUCGCCUUUACACGUGACAUCCAUCGAUGCUUUAACUGAAGCCGUUUUACAAUCUUCCGCGAAAAGAUGGACGUUUGAGCCACACGUCGUUUCUAUCGCAGAAAUGCUGUCGUUAUGCGUGAGCAGUAACAUCAGCGGCACGCUCUCCAACAGCGGAGGGGGCAUGCAAAUGGCGGAAAUUUCGUUAGCCGUGCAACUCUCGCCGACGCCCGCACAGGCGCCAACUACGCCUUCGAGUUUACGCAAGACGUGUAAACGCUCGGUUGUCUCGUUAGCGUUAAUGCUCGCUAAGCGUUGUCGAAAUGUUGCAUUCCACGAACCGACGAAACGCUUGGCCGUAGGUCUUCACGGCGCCGUUAAAGGCGGAUCGCUCCUCGCCGUCUACGAUUUAUCUGUUGGACAAAAAUGGCGCACGUUGGAGGACGACACCGUGGACAACGCGGCGGAAAAAUUCGCGAGCAGCGCGGCGAGCGGCGUCUCUGGCGUCGUCGAAGCGUUGGCUAAAGAAACCUUCGGAUUAGGCAUCGGAGAUUUACAGCGACAAAGUCCGGCGAAAUCAACAAACAACUUGAGAAGACACUCGCAACAAAAAUCGAGCGCGAGUUCCUCGAACGUCAUCUGCUCCACACUCGGUGCCGUCGCGUUCGACGAGGAGGGCCACCAGGUAGCCGCCUACCUCCACGAACGCUGUUUCGUGUACGUCUGGAACGUCAACCCGAGCUGGCGUCACGCCUUUGCGCGCGGCGUCGUUCCUCUCGGCACGUCCCAACGCAUGCCUUGCGUCCCGCUCGACGACUUGGAUACGACGAACACUGCUAAACAACAACAAGAACAAGAACAAGAACAAAAGCGAAUAAAAAACAAGAGCAUAGCUUUGCGAUGGAAAAGCAGCAACGAAUUGCGGUUGCAGCACGGUAGAUUGGACAUGGUCUAUCGAAUAGGUGCCGAUUAUUAG
This is a messenger RNA of Bathycoccus prasinos, 4140 nucleotides long. RefSeq lists its product with no specific name. The coding region runs from base 1 to 4140 and encodes 1379 amino acids. The transcript has a single exon. Gene Ontology annotation, cellular component: cytoplasm. The record is from RefSeq and is a predicted model, not a curated record. Gene Ontology annotation, molecular function: protein binding. NCBI's taxonomy places the organism in Eukaryota, Viridiplantae, Chlorophyta, Mamiellophyceae, Mamiellales, Bathycoccaceae.